Habropoda laboriosa is the source of this 2062-nucleotide messenger RNA. It is a transcript of the gene Arp5, whose product is annotated as actin-related protein 5-like. Gene Ontology annotation, biological process: regulation of DNA-templated transcription. Lineage: Eukaryota; Metazoa; Arthropoda; Insecta; Hymenoptera; Apidae. The transcript is spliced from 7 exons. The record is from RefSeq and is a predicted model, not a curated record. Bases 38 to 2062 code for a protein of 674 amino acids. Gene Ontology annotation, cellular component: cytoplasm; Ino80 complex.
AGCCAGAAAAUAAAUAAAUAAUUUAAUUAUACAUAAAAUGGAAAUUCUUGAACUAAAAGAUAUAAAAGCUGUACCUGAUAUUAUUCAUCCUUAUCCAGAUAGAGUAAAAUCCGAAACAAUACCACUUGUAAUUGAUAAUGGAUCAUACAAUUGUAGAGUUGGAUGGGCUACAGAAAAAGAACCACAAUUAAUAUUCAAAAAUCUUAUUGCAAAACCACGGAAAGAACGUGGCAAAAAGGAUGGUGAACCUCAAGUUGGAAAUGACAUAGCUAAUAUUGAAGCUGUUCGAUUUCAGUUAAAAACGCAAUUUGAUCGAAAUGUGGUUACACAUUUUGAAGCUCAGGAACAGAUAUUUGAUUACACUUUCACUCAUAUGGGAAUAGAUACAGAAAGCGCAGUGAAUCAUCCAAUUAUUUUAACAGAAGCAUUUCUUAAUCCAAAUUAUUCACGAAAUUUAAUGGCUGAACUUUUGUUUGAAUGUUAUAACGUACCUGCAAUAGCAUAUGGAGUAGAUUGCUUACUUUCUUAUCAACAUAAUAAUUGUCCAUCAGAUGGUUUAAUAAUUAGCAUAGGGUACCAUACUACACAUAUAAUACCUAUAUUAGAUGGUAAAGCAGAUCCUGUAAAUUCACGAAGAAUCAAUGUUGGUGGAUAUCACAUUACAUCUUACAUGCACAGAUUGCUUCAACUUAAAUAUCCAGUGCAUGUGAAUGCUAUAACACCUAGUCGAGCAGAGGAAUUAAUACAUGAACAUUCAACGAUAGCUUUAAAUUAUCAAGAAGAAAUUUCUAAAUGGGCAGAUCCAGAUUAUUAUGACACAAAUGUAUUAAGAGUACAAUUGCCAUAUGUUGCUCCUGCAAAUACUCCUGGUUUAACAGUUGAACAACAAAAAGAAAGAAAACGCGAGUUAGCUAGAAGAUUAAUGGAAAUCAAUGCAAGGAAAAGGGAAGAGAGAUUAGCAGAAGACGAAGAACAGUUAAAUCAAUUAUUAGCUGUUCAAGAUUUGUUAGAAGAAGGUGAAGCAGAUGAAUUUGAUCAAGCUUUGAAAAGCUAUUCUCUCACAAAUGAAGCAGAUCUGAUAAAAAUGAUCAAUAAUUUGCAAGCAAAAGUAGAACGAACAAGGCAAAAGAUAGUGGCAGCUAAUUCACAAGAAGAAAAUAUUGCAAUGGAAGAACAAAAACCAAAAAUAAAAUUGAGUUUGCAACCUAAAGAUCAACAAGAUUUUGACGAAUGGAUUGCUGGUGUACGAAAGAAACGGCAAGAAAUAUUAGAAAAACGAAUGGCCAAAAGACAACGUCGGCAAGACAUGGCAAAACGUAGAACAGUCGCUGCACAAGAAAGAAUGCGUAUAAUAAGUCAAUUAGCAAGAAAAGAAAAGCGCGAUGACGAUUUUGGUAUGAGGGAUGAAGAUUGGGAUGUGUAUAAAGUUAUAAAUAGAGAAGGUGGAGAUUCAGACUCGGAAGUAGAACAAGAAAAACUUAUGGAACUUGAAGAUGUGCUACGACAUCAUGAUCCAGAAUUCGAUGGUGCUGGAUCAAAUGUUCCUGCAGUUCCUGGGGAAACUCACCAAUUGCAUGUGGGGGUAGAACGCUUGAGAGCUCCGGAAAUACUGUUUCAACCAUCUUUGAUAGGUUCUAUGGAAGCAGGUAUUGCUGAAACAAUCGAAUUCGUUUUAAAGCUUUAUUCACCCGAACAACAGUCACGACUCGUAGGAAAUAUAUUUCUUACUGGAGGAUCAACAACAUUUCCUGGUUUACUAGAAAGAUUGAAUCGUGAACUUCGUGAAAUGAGACCGUUCGGCUCAAACUUCCAAAUAAAUAUUGCAAAAAAUACUAGUAUAGAUGCAUGGUAUGGUGCGAGAGACUUUGGCCUAAAUGGCAAUCUUCCUGAAUAUUUAGUAAGUAAAAAGGAAUACGAGGAUAAGGGUGGUGAAUAUCUUAAGGAACACUCAACCAGUAAUACUUACACUCGAUCUCCUGAUCCAUUACCUAUCGUACAAACCCCUACGACAUCUGAACAGGUUGUUGUAGAGGAUGCUGUUGUUGAUGUUGAAAUGGAAUGA